CUCCAUUGAAGACAAGCAGCCAUGCGUAUCAAAGUCAAGGUACGCCAUGCAUGUCACGAAGUCCCUCUGCUUACGUCCAGACACUGACAGGCAAAGAAAUUGAGCUUGAUAUUGAGCCAAGUGACAAAAUUUCCCGCAUCAAGGAGCGCGUGGAGGAAAAAGAGGGUAUUCCACCACCUCAGCAACGUCUUAUCUUUGGCGGCAAGCAGAUGUACGCCGUCCCAAUGUCUUUGAACCGAUCUGACUGUAGGAAUGAUGAAAAGACUGCUACAGAAUACGGCGUCGAAGGAGGCAGCAUUCUACAUCUUGUGCUCGCGCUACGCGGUGGUCGCUAGG
Molecule: messenger RNA, 336 nt
Organism: Protomyces lactucae-debilis
Lineage: Eukaryota; Fungi; Ascomycota; Taphrinomycetes; Taphrinales; Protomycetaceae
Product: ubiquitin-related domain-containing protein
Exons: 1
Coding region: 51-335 (94 amino acids)
Biological process (GO): protein neddylation; regulation of proteolysis; modification-dependent protein catabolic process
Cellular component (GO): nucleus; cytoplasm
Molecular function (GO): ubiquitin protein ligase binding; protein tag activity
Source: RefSeq, a predicted model, not a curated record